UCUACGAGUGGCGGAGGCUCCCUGAUCCCGCCACACCUCUGCCGCCCUGGAUCUUCUAAAUCCAGGCGGCCUCCACACCACCCAACUGUUUUGCUACUUCUAAAUCCAGAGCGCCACAUGUUCUCUCUCUCUCUCAUCCCUGCACAGCUGCACUCGUUCCUUUGAUGAUUUCCCUUGUGUGAUAUUGCAAAGAUCCCUUGCGAGGCUUUCCAGUGUGGUGUGUGUCACUUUUUGGGUGAAUAGCUUUGCUUGCGCCAUUGCCGGUGCAUGUGGCUUGAGAAAUAGGAUUCUUCUUCGUCUUUCACAGCUAGUUGCUCUGAGCUCUUGGGCUCUAGUAAUUACUACCACUCCCCCGGCCCCAACUUUCGGCGUCAAGAUCCAAGAAAGAUCAGGAGCAAAAGUCUUGGGCCGCAAUCAUUAGGAGCUCGCUGCAUUGCAGAGAUUCUCUUCUUGGCUGUUGUCUCACUCCUCACUCCUCCAUAGUUGUUCUUGCUAUAACCAGGGAGCCUGGGGGAGCAGAAGAUUAUUCUCAAGAGGUUAUAUUGAAAAGGGAGAUUAAGGGGCCAGAGGAGCUGUAGAUGCAGUAUUCACGAGCCGUGCAGAAGUGCAGGCUAAUCAUUGCAAAGUGUCGGAAUUGAUUCCCCCUGCUGCGUUCAUUCUUUUCUUGCCCUGAGCUGUUCUAGAUUCUAUCACACAGGCAUGCUGAUAGCAGGUGCCUUUUUCAGUUCCAUUGGGAGGCAAAAGCAGAUGAAGUUGUGCAAUAGGCAGGUUGAGAGGCUUCUUCUCUGAUCACCUUCUCUGAAGAAGAACAGCUCUUGUUUCCAUUGCAUGGAGAAGGAAACCAUGGGGGGCCAUAUGAUGAUGCCAUUGGAGAGCUUGAGCUUGGAGCUCCCAAAUGGGGAAAUUGUAGUGGGCUAUGACAAGGACAUUUCAGCUCUGCAAGAGGAGAUUUCAGCUAAGAGAUCAAGGCAGCGACAUCUUGACCGGAGAAGACGAGAGGCACUGGACAAGCUCAUAGACCUGAAAGGAAGUAUCAGGGUCUUCUGCCGGGUACGGCCAUUGAUCUCAACGAACAACUUCAAGACGAAAUCAACGGUUACCGUCGAACAAGAGAAGAUCGCAGUCCAGUCUGUGGGGAUCAAGAAAGAGUUCAGUGUUGAUAGGGUUUUUGACCAGGAGUCAACACAAGAGGAUGUCUUCCUAGAAGUAAAACCCAUCCUCAGAUCUGCACUUGACGGGCACAAUGUCUGCAUUCUCGCAUAUGGCCAGACUGGGACAGGAAAAACCUACACAAUGGAAGGAACUGAUGGUAAGCUCGGUAUUGUGCCUCGAGCUAUUCAAGAACUGUUUUCUCAUGCUUCAAAAGACAGUUCAUCCACAUAUUCUUUCUCCAUAAGCAUGCUUGAGGUCUACUUGGGGAGCCUCAGGGACUUGUUGGCACCAAGACAGCCUCUCUUCAGGCCCACAGAAUGCAGUACAACAUGUAAUAUCAGCAUACUAGCAACUAAAAGUGGGGCUGUGGAAGUUGAGGGACUCACCGAAGUCUCAAUACCAGACCUUAAGAAAGCCAACCAAUGGUACUGCAGAGGACGGCGAGCCCGAUCAACAUCUUGGACAAAUGUCAACGAUGUAUCAAGCCGAUCACACUGCUUGACAAGGAUUACCAUAAGGAGUGGAGUCACUGAAGGAGUCAGCAAGCUCUGGCUCGUCGAUCUUGGUGGCAGUGAGCGAUUGCUGAAGACUGGUGCAUCUGGGUUGACAAUGGACGAGGGCAAGGCCAUAAACCUCUCCCUAUCAGCACUUGGAGACGUCAUUGCUGCACUUAGGCGAAAGAGAGGUCAUGUUCCUUACAGAAACAGCAAGCUUACCCAGAUACUCAGUGAUUCACUUGGCGAUGGCUCGAAAGUUCUAAUGGUGGUGCACAUCAGCCCUUCUGAGGAUGACAUUGGUGAGACAGUCUGUUCCCUGAGCUUUGCGAAACGAGCCAGGUCAAUCGAAUCAAAUAGAGACAUUUCAGAAGAUCUGAAAAUGCUGAAGCUGAAGCGGCUCGCAGAGCUUGACAAGGAAAUAUGUGAUGCCGAGGAAGAGCUCAAGUAUCUGAAUGAACAAAUAAGGAAAGCUGAGAUCACGCUUGAAGAGAAGAAGAAACUCUUAUCAUCUGCCUGUCAAGCUCUCAGUGACGAAAAGGGAUCACCGAGAAGUACUCUAGUGGUAGGGAACAUCCAUGCCACAGAGAGCCCACAUGCAACCGAGAAGGCAAAGAGCAGGGUGUCUCAUGGCUCAGUUCCUCACUUCAUGUCCUCGACGGUGUGCAGCCGUCAAAGACAUACCGCAGGAAGCCAUUCUGUUAGUAAACCGAGGUUGACAAAGUCGAUAAACAGGUUUCAGGCUGAGCUCAGUGGGAGCCAGUCGUUCAGCUACUCCAGCUGCAAGAAUGCAGCCAAGACUAUGUCAGUGGCAUUCUCAUCAAGUGUGCCUAAGUGCUUGCUAGUCAAGUCUGAUCAGAUCAAAAUGAGCAGCAACAGCAUUGACUCGACAGCAGCAUCAACACCGCGGCGGAGGGAAAGUUUCGGCUCCCGGCCAGUUCAUAGAGCACCCCUACAUCAGCACAGGAGAAGGAUGUCUAGUCUAACCUAACCUUACAUAAAUACCGAUUGGACAGCUCUGAUUUUAACUUGCUUGUUUUAGUGGUCAAAUGAUUCUAAAAGUUGUUUGUGGUAUUUUGGGUGUUUGAUGGUAUGUUUGUUAACUUCAUAGUUCUUGACUGCUGUAACUAUUGGAGGCCCUUCCUCCGCUGUUUUUGGUUUGACAUGGAAGGGCAAAAGGGUGUGGGAGAUACGGUAAAUCCAAAUGGAAUUAUAAUUGAUUCAAUUAAUGCUUU
Messenger RNA from Phragmites australis (common reed), 2881 nucleotides. Its product is annotated as kinesin-like protein KIN-14O. Gene Ontology annotation, molecular function: microtubule binding; ATP binding; microtubule motor activity. Bases 829 to 2637 code for a protein of 602 amino acids. The record is from RefSeq and is a predicted model, not a curated record. Lineage: Eukaryota; Viridiplantae; Streptophyta; Magnoliopsida; Poales; Poaceae. Gene Ontology annotation, biological process: microtubule-based movement. The transcript has 12 exons.